This is a messenger RNA of Asterias rubens (European starfish), 2679 nucleotides long. RefSeq lists its product as uncharacterized. Gene Ontology annotation, biological process: axon guidance; dendrite self-avoidance; homophilic cell-cell adhesion. The coding region runs from base 379 to 2037 and encodes 552 amino acids. NCBI's taxonomy places the organism in Eukaryota, Metazoa, Echinodermata, Asteroidea, Forcipulatida, Asteriidae. The record is from RefSeq and is a predicted model, not a curated record. Gene Ontology annotation, molecular function: cell-cell adhesion mediator activity. Gene Ontology annotation, cellular component: axon; plasma membrane. The transcript has 11 exons.
ACUGAUUGAAACACACGCAGACGAGAAUGUGUGGAUAUUUACUUCAAAGCUCUCACUGUAUGAACAAGUUAUUGGAUUGAUAAUACGUCAAAUCUUUUGCCAAAAGUCACCACUCCAAUUUGUUUGCAUAACUCUGCUUUGAUACAAGUUGCACCUAUUUUGUUGUUAUCUUCGCGGGCAAACGUGUACCUCCACCAUCUGCUGAACAAACUGGUGUGGUUUCUAUAGCUAAAAAAAAACCAACACACUGGAGUCAUAUCUUUUCUGAUCUCUGUUGCCAGAGAAAGAAACAAAUUGGAAAGCUGAAAUUUACCGUGCGUGAAUUGAGAUAUUGAAAACGUGUGUGAAUUUGACUGGAACACAUUUUUAUCGUCAGUCAUGAAUGGAAGAACUGCCAUGUGGAAUUUUAACGAUGGAAGACAACGGAUUGUGAAUAUUUAUUUGUACUGGCUUGCCGCCUCGGUAUGCUGCUAUUUCUGUUCAUACACUGCCAAUGCCACACAAGGAUGUUCCGACGGCACAACAGAAGCAUUUGAAUCUCGGCAUAGAUUGGCCGCCUGCGCUGGUUCGUGGGAAGGUCACAUCAACAACAGUAGCUCGUUAUGCGCGCCGGGAUGGAGCGUAUGCAGUUGGACAGACGAGACCAUUUUAAAAUCCAUCUCCUGGGCUGACGCUGUGUCUACGCCGGGGUGUUAUGGGUUCGAUGCCGCCCAUGACAGAGGGCAGUGUGGGCCUUGUCAUGAUAGUAUUGAGCAGGAUGAUAUGGGGGGCGUUGGGAGAGGCUGCCCCCAUCAAAAUGCUGGCCAGACCUCCUGCCUUGGCAAGGGUAGGAUAGACGCCAGCUGCUGUAUGGACGCACACUAUCAGAACGCCUGCUCCUAUCGGCCUGGCAUCACCACCGGGGUACUGUGCUGUAAGAAAUCAGAACGAGAGCCGGUCAUUCACAACCGUCUCCCAGCUGAGGAGACUCUUUCCGAAGGAGAAGGAUUGACCCUUCAUUGCCACGCAUCGGGCAGCCCGACCCCAACCAUCAGAUGGCUCAAGGACAGGUCACCGGUCGAUGUGAAAGACCCAAGAAUUCAUGUUGCCCCAACAGGUACCCUCUACAUUACAAGUCUCAAAACAGAGGAUGCUGGUCAGUACUCGUGUGUUGUGGUCAACUCCGCCGGAAUGGCCAGAGAAGAUUCAUUCCUGAAGGUCACCAAGAACGCUCCCAAAGCUUGCCGUGACGGCUCAACGGAAGGCCUCUCACAUCUUCAAGAUGUUGCAGCCUGUGCCGGCUCUUGGAAAGGACACGUACGCAAGGGAAAGAUCUUAUGCGCGCCGGGGUGGCAUGUGUGUGAUCACAACGACGCUUCACUGCUGAAGGUUGUCAACUGGGUGGAUGCGAACGAGAUGAACGGUUGCUAUGCGUUCAACGCCGCCAACAACUACGGAACUUGCUCAAGUUGCUCAGGAAAGAAAAAUCAAAACAACAUGGCGGGGAUUGGACGCCACUGCUCACAACGACGAAAAAGACAAUCAUCUUGCCUUGGAGAGGGAAGGAUUGACGUAUUCUACGGGAAGCAAAAGUAUGGCGCCCCCAGCUGUUCGUACCAGUCAGGUCUCGUUUCGGGCGUUGUUUGCUGUCGUUUGGUGUCGGAAAACAGAGAAAAGGGAGAACCUUACUGUCUUGGGAAAUGUGAAAAUGGAGGCACCUGCGUUAAGGGAGGAAGAUGCAAAUGUAUGAGCGGAUACAAGGGUGCCCUCUGCAACAUCCCAAUUUGUGAGCCAGAAUGUGAUGUCGGCAGUGAAUGCAUCAGACCAGGCGUCUGCAGCUGCAGAAAGUUCUCAGACGACGGUCUGUGCGGCUCCAGUAAGCUUGACGGAAAGAGUAAAAAACGAUUCACAGGGACGUGCCGACGGCUCUGCAUGCAUGGUGGAAAAUGUGAACAUGGCGGAUGCUUCUGCCCUGCGACCACAAGAGGGCGCUACUGCCAACAUGUUCUCCCUCCAUACAACGACUUUAAAGAGAUAUUGUUUGACACGGUACGAUAAACGCAAACGCCCUCCUGAAGACUUCAACAUCUGUACAUAGAAUCUUAGUUCGUAUGAGAAAACUGUUUAUAUUUGAUAUUAUUGUCUAGCCUUCAUGUGCACUUUAUUGUAUUUUAAAUACUUCUAGAACCGUAAAGUGGCAUCGCUGAUUUAAGUUUGUAAAGGAAAUAAGUUGUAUAUAUGUAAACUAUUACUUGUCCUAAUAUUAUUGAUACUUGUACACUUUAUUAUUGGAGGGGGUAUUGUGGUCAUAGGCCAACAUUAUUCUUUAUUUAUUUUGCUGUUAAUCAAACAAAUUGCCCAUUCUGGCAGAAAUGUAGACACAUUCUAGGUAUGACGACCAAUGAGAAAUUAUGACAGUUUUUUUAGUUUUUUUAAGGGGGCGGGGACAAGGCUCAGGGGAGGAGCAUACAAGAGAUGUAAGAAAGACAAUAGUUUAAUUACAGGGCCAUUUAGAAACUACAGUUUGGGCAUAUUGCUUAGGCUCAGACCCUGUCAGUUGAUUAGAAAACAUGCACUUUCUAUACAGUGCUUCAAAACAGGAGGACAGAGCCUGAGCACAGCUAACCGUGGUUUUGAAAAGGGUCACAGACUCUGUGCGAACUAAUACGGUCGGCCAUUUAUGGGAGUCAAAAAUUUGAG